AGUAGGAACCCCGCGCGCCGUGAGGAAACAAGUGGAUGGGUUGGGGACUGUGAGGGAAAGGAAAGAGACGAUAGAGGGUUUUUUUCCAACAUAAAUGGAGGUUCAUCCGUAACGGGAGAGAAGAGCAGCUACAAAAAAAAAAAUACAAGUAAAAUGGCGAAAGACCACGAGGUCGAACGCAUUGCUAAAAAGCUGGACAAAAUGGUGCACAAGAAAAACACGGACGGUGCCAUAUAUCUGCUGAGGGAGUUGAAGAUCAUUAACAUGUCUCUGGAGACUCUACAGUCCACCAGGAUCGGUAUGUCAGUGAACGCUGUGAGGAAGCAGAGUUCAGAGGAAGAGGUCCAGACCCUGGCCAAGUCACUCAUCAAGUCCUGGAAGAAACUACUGGACGGUUCUGAGGGGAAGGCUGUGGAGGAGAAGAGGAGGGAGGGCUCUCCUCUGAGGUCAUCUUCGUCCAAGGACAGUCCUGGAUCCAGCGACCGCAGUAAGAAACAAGAACUGCCGGAGUCCCCGAAGACCCCCACCACCCUAAAGUUCACCUCCUUCCCCCCCACUCCCGUCACCACUGACAGCGUACGCACCAAGUGCCGAGAGCUGCUGGUGGCUGCCCUGCAGACCGACGAUGACUACAAGCCCAUUGGAGCAGACACGGACAAUUUGGCUGCUCAGAUUGAGGACUGUAUCUACCAGGAGUUUAAGUCGACAGACCAGAAGUACAAGUCCAGACUGAGGAGCCGUAUCUCUAACCUGAAGGACCAGAAGAACCCGGACCUCCGACGCAACGUCCUCGCUGGAAACAUCUCUGCUGACCGUAUCGCUAACAUGGCAGCUGAGGAGAUGGCGAGCGCGGAGCUGAAAGAGAUGAGGAAGACGUUGACCAAGGACGCCAUCAGAGAGCACCAGCUGUCUAAAGUGGGCGGGACCGAGACGGACAUGUUUCAAUGUGGCAAAUGCAGGGGCAAGAACUGCACCUACACACAGGUGCAGACGCGCAGUGCUGACGAACCCAUGACUACAUUCGUACUGUGCAACGGCUGUGGCAAUCGCUGGAAGUUCUGUUGAGGAGAAGAUGAUGAUUUGCUACAAGAUGAGCUGACACGGAUAAUGAAGAACCGGGACCUAUUUUGUUACAACUGCAAAUUGUUUUUUUCUUUUCCUCCUUUUGUUGUUUUCAUUUUGUUUUGAUACCUCAUAAAUCUGGAAUAUAUUUUGAGAAAAUGUCAUUUCUAUGAUAUGGAGCUAGUCUAGUAUUUUAAUUUCUAUGAUAUAGAGCUAGUCUAGUAUUUUAAUUUCUAUGAUAUGGAGCUAGUCUAGUAUUUUAAUUUCUAUGAUAUGGAGCUAGUCUAGUAUUUUAAUUUCUAUGAUAUAGAGCUAGUCUAGUAUUUUAAUUUCUAUGAUAUGGAGCUAGUCUAGUAUUUUAAUUUCUAUGAUAUGGAGCUAGUCUAGUAUUUUAAUUUGUAUGAUAUAGAGCUCGUCUAGUAUUUUAAUUUCUAUGAUAUGGAGCUAGUCUAGUAUUUUAAUUUCUAUGAUAUGGAGCUAGUCUAUCUAGUAUUUGAAUUUCUAUGAUAUGGAGCUAGUCUAUCUAGUAUUUUAAUUUCUAUGAUAUGGAGCUAGUCUAGUAUUUUAAUUUCUAUGAUAUGGAGCUUGUCUGGGUAUCUUCUGUUUCUGCUCUCUUACCAACCUCUUAUUGAAUGUCAUGUUUGGCUUGACAACGAGUUGACAAGAGCACCAACCGAUCUCAGAAACCGAUCUCGGAAUCCGAUCUCGGAAACCGAUCUCGGAAACCGAUCUCGGAAUCCGAUCUCGGAAUCCGAUCUCGGAAACCGAUCAUAGAAACCGUUAUCGGUACCAGGCUGAAGUUAAGCACUUAUUCUUAAAAAUAAGGUUUUGGUUUGAUGUUUAUUAGUUUAAGCUAUAUCUUACAACAACAACAAAAAAGGCUUUUGUUUUUGGCAUUAGGGAACAUAGUGGUGCCUUUUUUUGCCUCUCUGUGCCACAAAUGAUUAUUUUGCUAUUAGUUUUAUACACUUGCUGUAGAUAGAGUAUAUGCACUCUUAACGGGUGUAUCCCAAAUGGCACCUUAUUCACUAUAUAGGGCACUAAAAUAUAGUGCCCUAUAUAGUGAAUAAGGUGCCAUUUGGGACACACCCCUGCUGUAUAUAGAACAAACCGUUGUUUGGAGUCAUUCUGUCUUUACAUACACGCUGCACGGGUUCUUAUUGGAGACUUCCAUUUAGGUUUAACUUCUUCUGUUAAAAUGAACAAAUGAAUGAAACUGGAGGUUCUGCUAGAAGAUGUAGAGUUGCAGAGGAGUGGAGAAGAAGGUUAGUGGGGACUGGAGAAGAAGGUUAGUGGGGACUGGAGAAGAAGGUUAGUGGGGACUGGAGAAGAAGGUUAGUGGGGACUGGAGAAGAAGGUUAGUGGGGACUGGAGAAGAAGGUUAGUGGGGACUGGAGAAGAAGGUUAGUGGGGACUGGAGAAGUAGGUUAGUGGGGACUGGAGAAGAAGGUUAGUGGGGACUGGAGAAGAAGGUUAGUGGGGACUGGAGAAGAAGGUUAGUGGGGACUGGAGAAGUAGGUUAGUGGGGACUGGAGAAGAAGGUUUAGUGGGGACUGGAGAAGAAGGUUAGUGGGGACUGGAGAAGUAGGUUUAGUGGGGACUGGAGAAGAAGGUUAGUGGGGACUGGAGAAGAAGGUUAGUGGGGACUGGAGAAGAAGGUUAGUGGGGACUGGAGAAGAAGGUUAGUGGGGACUGGAGAAGAAGGUUAGUGGGGACUGGAGAAGAAGGUUAGUGGGGACUGGAGAAGUAGGUUAGUGGGGACUGGAGAAGAAGGUUUAGUGGGGACUGGAGAAGAAGGUUAGUGGGGACUGGAGAAGAAGGUUAGUGGGGACUGGAGAAGAAGGUUAGUGGGGACUGGAGAAGAAGGUUAGUGGGGACUGGAGAAGAAGGUUAGUGGGGACUGGAGAAGAAGGUUAGUGGGGACUGGAGAAGAAGGUUAGUGGGGACUGGAGAAGAAGGUUAGUGGGGACUGGAGAAGAAGGUCAGUGGGGACUGGAGAAGUAUUCUGAUAUCCAAACCUACUUUCUCCGUUGUUGAAACAAUGUUAAAACGUAUCAAAAAUGUUGGUUGGAUUUCAGGCUACUGGAGAAGAGGGGUAUCCUGACAAAAACGCUCGACUGGUUUGAAAAGUUUUGUCAUGCAAGUGAUUUAUUUUUUAUGUAAACAUUUAUCCUCCCAAUGGGUACUAAUGUCAAUUGAAUUAAAAACAGUAUGGAGUGUGGAAAGAGA
This is a messenger RNA of Oncorhynchus keta (chum salmon), 3291 nucleotides long. Its product is annotated as transcription elongation factor A protein 2-like. The coding region runs from base 154 to 1065 and encodes 303 amino acids. The record is from RefSeq and is a predicted model, not a curated record. The transcript is spliced from 13 exons. Lineage: Eukaryota; Metazoa; Chordata; Actinopteri; Salmoniformes; Salmonidae. Gene Ontology annotation, biological process: DNA-templated transcription; transcription elongation by RNA polymerase II. Gene Ontology annotation, cellular component: nucleus. Gene Ontology annotation, molecular function: zinc ion binding; nucleic acid binding.